This is a messenger RNA of Ailuropoda melanoleuca (giant panda), 3306 nucleotides long. It is a transcript of the gene MMP28, whose product is annotated as matrix metallopeptidase 28. Gene Ontology annotation, molecular function: zinc ion binding; metalloendopeptidase activity. The record is from RefSeq and is a predicted model, not a curated record. NCBI's taxonomy places the organism in Eukaryota, Metazoa, Chordata, Mammalia, Carnivora, Ursidae. Bases 272 to 2113 code for a protein of 613 amino acids. Gene Ontology annotation, cellular component: extracellular matrix. The transcript is spliced from 10 exons. Gene Ontology annotation, biological process: proteolysis; collagen catabolic process; extracellular matrix organization.
UCCCUGGCCUUCCCGGUCCCGGGACAGGCGACCCGCGGGCAGGCAUUGCCGCAGCUGCACCACCUCGGGCCGGCUCCCGGCGAAGCCCCAGAGGGGCGGCCCUGCGCACGGAGCCGGGGCACCCGCGAGCCCCCCGGCCCUUCCCGCUCCGCGGAGAGGCGGCGCGGAGCUGGAGCAUCCGCGGGGUCCCGGGAGCCGCUGACCGCCUCUGGCAGCCCGGCGCUCAGGGGCUCCCCACGCGCCCGCGGGGGGUGGAGGGAGCCGCGGCGAGAUGGCGGCGCGUGUCGGCCUCCUGCUGCGCGCCCUGCCGCUGCUGCUGUGGGGCGGCCUGGACGCCCAGCUCUCCGAGCGUGGAAGCCAGGAGCUGCGCAGGGAGGCGGAGGCUCUAUCCUGUGCUUGGGUGACACGGACUGUCCCAAGGGAUCUACUUACUGUGCUUCCCCUGGACCUCCUUAAACACCCAGGUGGUACGUCCAGGACCCACCUUCCAUUUGGUGUUCUCCGCAGAGCUGCCCCGCUGCUCCCAGUACGCCAGGACAAGAAGCCGGGUGCCAGAGACCAGUCAGGAAGAGAGGCCCAGGAUUUCCCCUCUGAUGGACCCCGAAAAAAAGCCUCCACCCUCAUCCUAUCCUCCAGUCCACCUUGUCUGCCAAAGUACCAGGCAUUCCUGGAGAAGUAUGGAUAUCUCAAUGAACAAGUCCCCAAAGACCUCACUGCGGCAAGAUUCAGCAAUGCCAUCAGGGAGUUCCAGUGGGUAUCUCAACUGCCCAUCAGCGGCGUGCUAGACCCCGCCACCCUGCGCCAGAUGACGCGGCCCCGCUGUGGGGUGGCUGACACGGACAGUCAGGUGGCCUGGACCAAGAGGGUCAGUGCCCUGUUUGCUGGACGCCAGGCCAAAAUGAGGCGUAAGAAACGCUUUGCAAAGCAAGGCAGCAAGUGGUAUAAGCAGCACCUCUCCUACCGCCUGGUGAACUGGCCACAGCACCUACCAGAGCCGGCAGUUCGUGGGGCCGUGCGCGCCGCCUUCCAACUGUGGAGCAAUGUCUCGGCGCUGGAAUUCUGGGAGGCCCCAGCCACAGUCCCUGCUGACAUCCGCCUCACCUUCUUCCAAGGGGACCACAACGACGGGCUGGGCAACGCCUUUGAUGGCCCAGGGGGCGCCCUGGCGCACGCCUUCCUGCCCCGCCGGGGCGAAGCGCACUUCGACCGCGACGAGCGCUGGACGCUGAGCCGCCGCCGCGGGCGCAACCUGUUCGUGGUGCUGGCGCACGAGAUCGGCCACACGCUCGGCCUGCCGCACUCGCCGGCGCCGCGCGCGCUCAUGGCGCCCUACUACAAGAGGCUGGGCCGCGACGCGCUGCUCAGCUGGGACGACGUGCUGGCCGUGCAGGGCCUGUAUGGGAAGCCCCAGGGGGGCUCUGUGGCCGUCCAGCUCCCAGGAAAGCUGUUCACUGACUUUGAGGCCUGGGACACCCGCAGACCACAGGGAAGGCGUCCUGAAAUCCAGGGUCCUAAAUAUUGCCACUCUUCCUUCGAUGCCAUCACUGUAGAUGGGCAACAGCGACUGUACAUUUUCCAAGGAAGCCAGUUCUGGGAGGUGGCGGCGGAUGGCAAUGUCUCCGAGCCACGCCCACUACAGGCAAGAUGGGCCGGGCUGCCCCCCCACAUUGAGGCUGCUGCAGUGUCAUUGGACAGUGGGGACUUCUACUUCUUCAAAGGGAGCCGAUGCUGGAGGUUCCGGGGCUCCAAGCCAGUGUGGGGUUCACCACAGCUGUGCCGGGCAGGGGGCCUGCCCCGCCACCCCGAUGCAGCCCUCUUCUUCCCUCCUCUGGGCCGACUCGUCCUCUUCAAGGGUGCCCGCUACUACGUGCUGGCCCGAGACGGACUGCAGGUGGAGCCCUACUACCCCCGAGGCCUGCAGGACUGGGGCGGUGUCCCCGAGGAGGUCAGUGGCGCCCUGCCACGGCCGGAUGGCUCCAUCAUCUUCUUCAGAGAUGACCGCUACUGGCGCCUUGACCAAGCCAAACUGCGGGCGACCGCCUCGGGCCGCUGGGCCGCAGAGCUGCCCUGGAUGGGCUGCUGGCACGCCAACUCAGGGGGCGCCCUGUUCUGAAGACGCUCCACCCCUUAGUGAACUGUUGGUGCCCUCAUGACCAACGUGUGUCCCCUGCCCCAGGAGCAGGACCUGUUUUGGAAGCCUCCAAGCCUCCCCGCAGAAGACCAGGCAGGAAAGUUUGUGUUUGUUCCCUGCAGAAUGGCUUUGUGCUCUUAAGACAUCUUUGUGCGAUCAAUCCAAGAAGAAGCCAAAAGGGGUCUCAAACCCCACAGCCCUUCCCCAAAGAACUCUCCUCCCUAAGCCUUGGGGAUUUUGUUUCUUCUGAUAAAGGUGCACUUUCUGUCCAUGACGCAACAGCACUGGGCGGCCAGGGAGGAGGCAAAACUCAAUGGAGAGGUUGGGACCACUUUGCAAGACUGUCUCCUAUCCCUCAGGACCUCCUGGCUCAGUUUUUGGAGAAUUGUGUCGUUUUAAAUGAGAAGCCUCACCUCCAGGAAGCUUGGGUGGGUUGGAUACGAGGAUUUCCAACCUCAGAGAGCUGGGGGGGGGGUCGGGGGGGAUCAGGACCCAGAGCAAGAGGGAGACUGAUGCAGGCCUGCUGCGCCCCACUUUGGGGGGAGGGAGGGGCUGGAAUAAAGUGGUGCCCCCUGCUGGUGGGCCCAGAGGCGGCCCAUCAGGCUGCCGUGGAAUGGUUUCCAUUGAGAGCAGGUGGGGCAGGGAUGCUGGAGAGGCUGGGAACAUGUUCUUUCCCGUCCAAGCUAAGACCACAGACCGUGAGUGAGUCGUGAUGGGGAGACGUGGCCUGAAAAAGCAAAAUGUCCCUGACCUCCCUCACCCCCAGGCUAGCUGGAGAGCCAUGGGUGGCAGGGAAAGGACGAGGCCCUCUCUGGAGGGCUGUGCUGCUGCAGGCUCUGGGGUCCCUGCAGGCUGGGGGAGGCCUGGUGCUCACAAUGGCCCCAUUCUUCAGGCCACACACGCAGCGUUCCAGGAGCUGGCUGGCUGGCCAAGAAUAGCUGGGAUUCCUGGAGAAGGAACCAGCUCUCCAGCCUGUCUUCUGCCUCAGCCAGUCUCAGAGUUUCAGCAUCUGGUUCUCUUGUCCUCCCUGCUCCACACCUGCCAGUGCCUCAUUUGCACAAACACUGACCCUAGCAAGACCAGGCUUCCAGGGGGAGAAUGAUCUGGCAAGAUUCAGCCCUCAGCUCCCCAGGGGCAUUCCUGGCCCUCCGCCUUCAUUUUCCUCUGUGCAGUUG